Protobothrops mucrosquamatus (brown spotted pit viper) is the source of this 1759-nucleotide messenger RNA. RefSeq names its product transmembrane protein 209 (gene TMEM209). Gene Ontology annotation, cellular component: membrane. Lineage: Eukaryota; Metazoa; Chordata; Lepidosauria; Squamata; Viperidae. The transcript is spliced from 14 exons. Bases 21 to 1577 code for a protein of 518 amino acids. The record is from RefSeq and is a predicted model, not a curated record.
AAGGCGAAUCCGUGCUGACAAUGCAGGGGGAACCAAACCCCUCUGAGUCGCUCAUCGACAGGACCAUCAGGAUGAGGAAGGAAACGGAAGCGAGGAAAGUCCUCCUGGCCUGGGGAUUCCUAAACCUGUCACUCGCUGGCAUGGUCUAUACCGAAAUGUCUGGAAAACUAAUCAGUUCCUAUUACAACAUUUCAUGCUGGGUCCUCUGGUAUAUUGAACUUGGCUUUGCCUCUUUGUUCAGCCUCAACGCCUUAUUUGAUUUCUGGAGGUACUUCAAAUACACCAUGGCUCCUACCAGCUUAGUUAUGAGUCCUGGACAACAGACACUCCUGGGACUGCAGAACGCAGCGGUCCAGACUACACCGCCCCGUGAGCUGGUGCCCAAGAAGACGCCUCCUUCGACCCCCUCCCCUCCCAUCCAGGGGCAGAGUGUCCUGAGCUACAGCCCGUCCCGCUCCCCCAGCACCAGUCCCAAAUUUGCAACCGGUUGUAUCUCUGGCUACAGCCCACAGCUGCAAGCCAUGUCAGGAAGCAGUGGAUCCUACAGCCCAACUGGGAGUUUCUCUCCGGGAAGCAACUACAGUAAGGUGCCGCCGUUCAGUCCUUCUCCGGGCCCCUUGAUGUACCCGACUAGCAUUGGGCCCGUGGACAGUGGCGGGAUGAGGUCCAGAUAUCGCUCCUCGCCGACCGUCUACAAUUCCCCCACGGGAAAAGCCGACUACAUGACGGAUUUGAAGUCGCUCGACAGCUUCCUUCGAAACGAGGAGGAGAAACAGCACCGGGUCCAGCUGGGCAGCUCGGAUUCCAGCUCUCCUUCAAACAGUCCAACAUUUUGGAACUACGGCCGCUCCAUGGCGGACUACGCCCAGAUGCUCAGGAAAUUCCAGUACCAGCCAGCCUACAGGUCCCAGGCCCCCUCAGCUAACAAGGAUGAAGCCGACUUGAGUUCCAAGCAAGCCGCCGAAGAGGUCUGGGCACGCGUGUCGAUGAGCAGGCAGCUGUUCGAUCACAUGGAUUCCUGGACCGCCAAAUUCAGAAAUUGGAUCAACGAGACAAUUUUGGUGCCUCUGGUUCAGGAGAUCGAAUCUGUAAGCACUCAGCUGCGAAGAAUGGGCUGUCCAGAGCUGCAGAUUGGAGAGCUUUCCCAAGGCGGGUGCAUGAGUUCGUUCACCUGGAACCGAGGAGGAGACUUCAAAGCACGCAGAUGGGAUACUGAUUUACCCACCGACUCAGGAAUCAUUAUGCACGUCUUCUGCACGUAUCUUGACUCCAGGUUGCCUCCCCAUCCGAAGUAUCCCGACGGCAAGACAUUUACCUCCCAGCAUUUCAUUCAGACACCUGAUAAACCAGAUAUGUCGAACGAGAAUUUGUUCUGCGUCUAUCAGAGUAGCAUCAACCCUCCCCAUUACGAGCUGAUUUAUCAACAACAGGUCUACAAUCUUCCUAAGGGCCGAAACAACCUGUUCCACACUUUGCUGAUGUUCCUGUACAUCAUCAAGACUAAGGAAUCCGGCAUGCUCGGGCGAGUCAACCUUGGAUUAUCCGGCGUGAACGUUCUCUGGAUUUUGGGAGACUAGCUGAUUCUUCCAGCCACAAACUCUUUUAACUCCAAGAGGAUAAAAUCUUUCCCUAGGAAGAGAAUUUAUCUAUGAGAUUGUACCGCCUUGAAUUUCACUGCCCUACAAAGAGAGAGCUGCUUUAUUUUUAUUUAUUUUUUUUACAACAGUGGAACAGUAAAAAAAAAAUACGUUUUUUUAAU